Messenger RNA from Octopus bimaculoides (California two-spot octopus), 3698 nucleotides. RefSeq lists its product as uncharacterized. Lineage: Eukaryota; Metazoa; Mollusca; Cephalopoda; Octopoda; Octopodidae. Gene Ontology annotation, biological process: regulation of transcription by RNA polymerase II. The record is from RefSeq and is a predicted model, not a curated record. Gene Ontology annotation, molecular function: DNA-binding transcription factor activity, RNA polymerase II-specific; RNA polymerase II cis-regulatory region sequence-specific DNA binding.
CAUUUAUUAAGUAUAUUUAUUUAGUCCAGAUUAGCCCUUAUAGAGCAGAUCUACAAUCAAAAGUAUUCAAACAAUGACCAUUACGUGUUUUCUAGACACAGUUCACCUAUAACCACAUUAUCUAAUAUCCUUCUUUUCUAAGACUAAACAGUAUGAUUCGUGGUAAUUUGACUGCUAUUUCUAUCGGGGCAAGCGAUCGCAUAAAGGUUUCCCUCGUCGAAUUCUGUGUUAUUGAUGGCUAAAGCAUAUAUGUGAGACUAAGUGAACUACCAAUGACAAUUCUCAUUGAUUCAUUUCAAUCAAUGAUUGUUUAGAAUUCAGAGACAUGUGGUUGGACAAAUUGAUGUGGGUUCCUUAACAUUUCUUCUAAUUACUUCUUUCAUAUAACCAUAUCACCGAUUGAAUGGCUAAACCUGUUGUCAGAUCAACCUGAUUGUUAUUCAAGAAUAUUAUUAUCAAUAAGUUAAUUACCUCCUCCCCUGAAAUUGCUGGCCUUGUGCCAAAAUUUGAAACCAAUAUUAUACUCUAUUCAGAUUGUGAAAUUUGGUGUCAUAUUUUAAAUGUAUGAAGGUAAGCAAUCAUGCAUAUCUACACAGAUAAUAUUAGCCACAGUGCUCAAUUGGUUCUUAUUUUAUUGACCUCAAAAGGAUGAAAGGCAAAGUUGACCCUAGCAGAAUUUGAACUCAGAACAUGAAGACAGACAAAAUGUCACCAAGCAUUUUGCUUGGUGUGUUAAUGAUCCUGCCAGCUCUCCACCUUGAAUAGAAUAUAAUACUGAUGAAAGAGUAUAUAUGUUUAUAGAUUACUCUCAGUAAUUAUUUCUCAUCCAUACAUUAUUAUUUUUUGUAAGAUUUUAUUUAUAUUGAAGAAAUUUGUAAACAUUUCUUUUUUUCGUUUUUCUUUUCAAACCUUUCUCAAAAUUUGAUAUAAUAAUUACUGUUAUAAUAUAAUACUGUUAUUUUCCAUUGUUCCCUGUCCUGUUUUCUUUCCAAUCACCAACCUACAAUAAUUCAAUUUAAACAUUAAUCAUAUCCUAAUCUCACCUAUUAUCAAUAUCUACAAAUUUAGAUGGUCCUAUAAAGGAUGUAGGCACUGUCUCUAGUGCCCCAAACAAGUGUAAUAAAAGGAAAAAAAUGUUUCAGUAACUCUUUCAACUAGAUUUUAGAUUUAAUGAAAUAAUUUGUAAUUGAAUUUAUUAGUAUUAUUCAAUCUUGAUUAAAGCCCAUAUUUAGUUUUAUUUCUGUUUUGUUUUAAAAAAUCAAAUAUUUCAAGAAAAUUCACUAUGAAUCAUAUGAUACCAUCAAAUAUUCCUAACUUUGACUUGGUUGAUUCUAUUCAUGGUGUAGAACGGUCACAUAGUUGUGAAAUUUGUGGAAAAGGUUUCACUUGUUACGACAACCUUGAGCAACAUAAAGGGACCCACCAAAUGGACAAAGCUUUUAACUGUGACACAUGUGGUAAAGUUUUUAGUCAAGAGUAUCAUCUAAAACAACAUCAAAUGAUACACACAAGAGAAAAGCCUUUGAAAUGUAAUAUUUGUGGGAGUAUCUUUUCUCGUAAUGGAGAUUUGACACGUCACAUGCGAACUCACAGAGUUCCAAUAACCACCACUUUCAGCAGUAGUAGUGUUUCUUGUAACCAUCAACGUACUGACAAAUCUUUUAAAUGUCAUAUAUGUGGCUGUAUAUUUUCUCGAAAUGGUAAUCUUACACGCCACAUGCGAACACAUGUUAAUACCACAACUCACUCUCAUAUGAGCAAUACUACUAUUUACCAACAUCAUCUAGCUGAGAAGAAUUUUAAAUGCAGUAUCUGUGGCUGUGCUUUUUCUCGUAAAGGAGAUCUAACAAGGCAUUUUAGAAGUCAUGAUGCUGUCAUUAUUCCAAGAAGUAAUGCACCUACAAAUGUAAGCAAUAUGCAAAAAUAUCAAAGUCCUAAAAAUCCAUUCAAUUGUAAGGCUUGCUGGAAGGCUUUCACAGAGCACUCUGAUGGUGAAGUGCAUGAACGUAUACAUGCAGCACUACUGCCAUUCAAAUGUGGAAUUUGUGGUAAAGCCUUUCAUGAUAAUAGCACACUUGAACGGCACAGAAGAACUCAUACAAAUGAAAAAAUGUUCAGCUGUGAUAUUUGUCUAAAGUCUUUUACUCAGAAAUCAUCACUAAAGUUGCACAAACGUACUCAUACUGGGGAGCGCCCCUUUAAAUGCAACAUAUGUGGUUUUGCAUUUUCUCGAAAAGAUCAUCUUGAGAGGCAUCAGAAAACUAAUAAUGGUGACAGAAAACUGAGCUGUGUCCCUCAACACCUGCAGCGAUCACCACGACAACAACAACAACAACAACAGGCAAUUCAAUCAACCCAGAAUCAACAAUUCAUUGAUAUUCAUCAGUCUCAGCUGAAUGUAUCCCAGUCACAAACUUCACAGCAACAAUCACAAACUUCACAACUCGCAAAUAUAUCACCUCAGCAGCAAGAUCUACAAAAAAACACACAACAUACAAAUAUGUCAUCCCAUCAAAACUCACAACACACAGAUAUGCCACAAUCCAUAUCACAACCAUCUGAUAUACCACAAGCUCCACAACAUGCAGACCUUCCUCAAUCACAACAAGGUUCACAACAUACAGACUUACCACCACCUCAAGGUUCACAAGACUCAGAUCUGACUCCAUCACAACAGCCAAAUUCACAAGUUCCAGACAUGCCAACACCACAACCAGAUUCACAACACACUGAUGUACCACAUUAUAUGAACAUAUGAAAAUAGUUUAGUCAUUAAUUUGAAUUAUCAGGAAUUGUAUUUGUCUAUCAUUUUAAAGAUUCUCACCAGUUCCUUUUGCAUGCAUGACAUGACGUUAAACUGAUAUAGUUCAUUGAAUUUGGGGUAUGUUGGAACAUUAUGGCACUUGUUUUUAACUACAUUAUAUAGAAGACAUUAAAUGCAAAGUGUGAUACAAAUUUCUUGAGAUAUGAAGACAUUUGAGAUGCUUUGCUUGAGGUGCUAAGUUAUUCUAAAUAAGACAAAAUUAAGCAAAAAAUGUCACAAACAUGUGAAGAGUAAAUGUCAUUAAAAUUUACAUAUCAUUUCUUGCCAUUGGAAGAUGGUAAUUAUGAAAUAAAUUGUUGGGGAAAGUUGAAUAUGAUGAAACUUUGAGAAGAUCUAUUGUAAUAAACAUGAAAUUUCAUCACAACUAUUGUUCAUAUUGCACCUAUUAAAUUUCUGUUGUAUUCACAUUUUCUCUACAGUUUUUAAAUGCUUUUUACUGUGGAAUAAUGGAACUUGUCAUCAUACAGAAAAUGAUUGUUAAGUUUUGUUCAGCAUAUCUUCUCUCUAUUACAAAUUAGACAUGAUGAAGAUAACAUAAUUUUCUAUAAUUCCAACCUCAUAUGAAUUGUAUGUGUGUGUAUCAGUAUGUAUGUAUUACAUAAAUGUUGUGUAUUACAUAUAUAUAAAUUUAAGUCACAGUAUAUAGAUUCAAGUAAUCUGGUAGCACUCAUAAAAAAAGCUCCUUAAUGUAUCAUUCUACAAAACAUAUAGAAUAUAUAGUACAAUACAAGAGAAAACCAUAAGGAGUGUAUAAAGUCAUAAAUGAUAGAGAAACAGUUUGAUGAAAUUUUAUUAAUAAGAAAAUUCAAAUAUCAUGACAAACUGUUUUGUAACUUAAAAACAUUAUUUCGUGACUUAAAAACAUUGUUUUAUA